Engraulis encrasicolus (European anchovy) is the source of this 3192-nucleotide messenger RNA. It is a transcript of the gene nacc1b, whose product is annotated as nucleus accumbens associated 1, BEN and BTB (POZ) domain containing b. Gene Ontology annotation, biological process: regulation of transcription by RNA polymerase II. Lineage: Eukaryota; Metazoa; Chordata; Actinopteri; Clupeiformes; Engraulidae. The coding region runs from base 749 to 2977 and encodes 742 amino acids. Gene Ontology annotation, molecular function: DNA-binding transcription factor activity, RNA polymerase II-specific; protein binding; RNA polymerase II cis-regulatory region sequence-specific DNA binding. The transcript has 8 exons. The record is from RefSeq and is a predicted model, not a curated record.
CGCUCGUAAAUUAAAAACGACCGUCGCAGUUAUGGCACCACCAUGGGGCCGGAUCAUCUGCAUCAAAAGCGGAGGGCAAUUUCACAAAAAUCAGUAAAGGAAUGGAGGGUGCACACAAUGGACGCGAUGACAGCUUAAAGGAGAAAAGUACCGCGGAUAGUUUUCUUUUCCCUCCUCAUCCUCCUGUGUUCCUCGACGCAUGCAGACUGCACUUGGCAUUCCGAGGGCGUACCACUCAGACCCCUAGGGGCUCACCUGCUAAAGUCUAGACGCACUGAAAUAGAUCACUUUUCACAGCAUCGGGCUGCCUGCUGUCGCUAGCAUACGGGAGAUAGAGAGAAAGAGAGAGUGAGCGGGGCCAGUUUCCGCCUGUCGCUUGUGUGCCACAUACAGCACUAUUACUGCUGAGCAAGACUGGGGGAUUCCACCGCAACAGAGGACCAAAAUUCCACCCAGCGGUGUCUGCGCUAAGGUGCUCCAGACGGCGGCGGGGGAGAGGUUCGUUGAACCCGCGUCUGUCUGUCUGGUGGUGCCUGCCUCCUGCUUGAUCGGUGCGCUCGGAGCUCUCGGCGCCCCUGGGAAAGAGAAAAAAGUGUUUGCUCUCGAUAAUUCUGCGCUCUGCGUCUCGCCUGUGUUCACAAUGAAUGGCUGCCUGUAGCGAGAGCGAGGGGAGAGAGAAGGCUUCUGGCUCCUCCAUUGAAACACUUUCCAACAGAUUACCGUGAGGGGACCCUGUAGUUAGCGGGCUAUGGCUCAGACGCUGCAGAUGGCCAUUCCCAACUUUGGCAGCAACGUGCUGGAGUGUCUGAACGAGCAGCGACUUCAGGGCCUCUACUGCGACGUCUCGGUGGUCGUCAAGGGCCAUGCCUUCAAGGCACACCGGGCUGUCCUGGCGGCCAGCAGCUCCUAUUUCCGAGACCUCUUCAACGCCAGUGGGGCCGAUGGUGGAGUGGUGAUGGGCACCAAGGGUGGAGGAGGAGUAACAGGCCUAGGUGUGGGCGGGGGGUCGGUGGUGGUGGAGCUCCCGCCUGCCGUGCAGCCCCAGAGCUUCCAGCAGAUCCUGUCCUUCUGCUACACGGGCCGGCUCAGCAUGAACGUGGGCGACCAGUUCCUGCUCAUGUACACCGCGGGCUUCCUGCAGAUCCAGCAGAUCAUGGAGAAGGGCACCGAGUUCUUCCUCAAGGUCAGUUCACCCAGCUGUGACUCCCAGGGCCUCCAUGCCGAGGAGACCACCCCGCCGUCAGAGCCCCAGAGCCCAGUCACCGGUGGAGGAGGAGGAGGAGGAGGAGGAGGAGGGAUGGGGAUGGGGAUGGGAGUUGGCAUUGGCAUGGGGGGCGCUGGCAUGACCAUGAGCAGGCCGGCCUCGUGCCUCACUCCCCUGCCUCUGGUGACCCGGGUGAAGACCGAACCGCAGCAACAGCAGCCGCAACCUCAGAUGAUUCAACCACCACAGCCUCAACCUCCUCAACCUCAGACCCCUCAGCACCAACAGCUACCCCAACAGCAACAACAACAACCGCAGCCUCAGCAGCAGCAGCAGCCUCAGCAACAACAACCACCACCACCUCCACCUCAACAACACCACCAACACCACCAAACAUCACAACAGCAACAGCAGCAGCAGCAGCAACCGCAGGAGCCCAAUGCCUACUCGGUGGUCUGCACCCCGGUGGCCAAGCGCCUCUGGGAAGGCGGCAGCAGUCGCGACGGGGGAGGAGGGUUGGGCGGAGGAGGAGGAGGCGGAGGGAUGAGGAAGGCCGCCCGUUUCUCCUCCCAAGAAUCCUCCAGGGUAGGGAACUCGUCCUCCAGCAGUGGAGGAGGAGGAGGAGGAGGAGGACUUGGUCCUGGAGGACCAGGAGGAGGAUCCAUUGCCCAGAGCGUGGUGAGCAUCCUGGGCCUCGGCGGUGGAAAUCUAGGUGGUGGUGGUCCCAACACAACCACACACAUCACCACACACAACAAUGGCUCCAGCAGCAACAGUAACAACAACAACAACAACAGCGUCAGCAGCCACCCUUCAGAAGGAACCAGCCCCGGCGCCCUCAGCAUCUACACCAGUGACUCUCCCAUCUCCUACCACGACGAGGAAGAGGAGGAGGAGAUGACGGAGGCCGACGCAGAAGAGCAGUACCGGCAGAUCUGCAACAUGUACACCAUGUACAGCAUGCUGAACGUGGGCGCCGCCACCGGGGAGGAGCUGAGGGGAUGGAUGGAGGGAUGGAGAGAAAGAGAAGUUGUCGGCGAGCGCGUGGAGGCGCUGCCCGAGCACCUGACCCAGGAGGCGAGGGGCGGGCGCGGCGGCGUGCGCGUGCGCAACGAGCUGUCGUCGCUGCCCGCCGAGCUCAUCGCGCAGAUCGGCAACCGCUGCCACCCGCGGCUGUACGAGGAGGGCGACCCGGCCGAGAAGCUGGAGCUGGUGUCGGGCACGGCCGUCUUCAUCUCGCGCGCCCAGCUCAUGAACUGCCACGUCAGCGCUGGCACGCGGCACAAGGUGCUGCUCCGACGCCUGCUGGCGUCCUUCUUUGACAGGAGCACGCUGGCCAACAGCUGUGGGACUGGCAUCCGCUCCUCCACCAACGACCCCAGCCGCAAGCCGCUGGACAGCCGGGUGCUCCACGCAGUCAAGUUCUACUGCCAGAACUUCGCGCCCACCUUCAAGGAGAGCGAGAUGAACGCCAUCGCCGCCGACAUGUGCACCAACGCGCGGCGCGUGGUGCGCAAGAGCUGGAUCCCCAAGCUCAAGCUGCUGAUGGCCGACAGCGAGGCCUACGCCAGCUUCCUCCCCGAGGGCCUCAAGCUGGACGCCGACGCCCUGGCGGCCGAGCAUGGGCUGGAGGCCGCCGCCGCCGCCGCUAUGGAGGGAGGAGCAGCGGUAGGAGGAGGAGGAGGUGGAGGAGGAGCGCCAGGGGACGCCGGGACGUCUGCAGCAGACGCCAUGCAGCAAGGCGAGCCUGGGGACGCUGGGGCGCUGUUCUGAUGGAUGGAUGGAUGGGUGGAGGGAAAGGAUGGAUGGAUGGGAACUUCGAAAAGAGGGAGGAACGAAUGGGUGUGUGAGCACUGCUUCGAUGGAGAGAGGGAGGAAGAGAGAGGUGGUAUGGCACCUUGAUGAAUGAAAGAAUGAAUGGGUGGGUACUACUUUGAUGGGAAGAGAAGAUAGGUGGAUCUGUGGAUGGAUGGAUGGAUGGAUGAAUG